AUGAGGAGUGGCCGCGACGGCGCUGCCGAGGGCCAGGUCAGUGAAGAGCAGCAGAAGCGUGAAGAGGAAGAGCAGCGAAAGCUCAUCGGCUACAACGAGGCCGCGAAGACCUUCAAGCGCUUCAGGCCUGACUUCAAAUGUGGAAGCCGCGUUCCGCUGCUCCCCGAUGAG
Messenger RNA from Symbiodinium sp. CCMP2592, 171 nucleotides. The record is from the annotation of a GenBank genome assembly. NCBI's taxonomy places the organism in Eukaryota, Dinophyceae, Suessiales, Symbiodiniaceae.